Molecule: messenger RNA, 1044 nt
Organism: Clonostachys solani
Lineage: Eukaryota; Fungi; Ascomycota; Sordariomycetes; Hypocreales; Bionectriaceae
Source: the annotation of a GenBank genome assembly
AUGUCUACUACAGAGAAACCCGUCAUCCUUCAUCUUGGAGAUGACAUCGAGUUUAACCCAGACAUCUACAAGGAGUUACAGAAAGCCUUCACCAUCAUCCAGCCCUCACUCGAGGAGAGACAACGCGAUGCUUGGCUACAAGCCCUACGGGACAGAAAAUGGGGAGACUUCCAGGCUGUUUUCCGUCCCUUCUGGAACUCAGGUCUUGAAAUGGGUCGCUGGGACGCCGAGAUGAUCCCGUUACUUCCCAAGUCCUUGAAGAUUUUUACUUCUGCCGGUGCUGGCUAUGACUGGGCCGACAUUCCUCUGCUCACGGAAGCCGGUAUCCUCUACUGCAACGGCGCAUCAGCAAGUUCCGAAGCCGUUGCCGAUAUGGCCAUCUAUCACAUUCUUUCAGUGUUCAGAAACAUCCAGUGGAGCAAUGUUGCUGCCCGCAGUGGAAACAAGGACGAGUUUCUCGACGCCCAUCAGAACGCCCCCGUGGGCGCUCACAACCCCCAGAACCAUAUUCUCGGCGUCGUAGGUCUGGGAAAUAUUGGCUACCGUAUUGCUACCAAGGCGUACCGCUGCUUUGGUAUGAAGAUCAUUUACUACGAUCUCUACCCCAAGAGUGCUGAGCAGGAGGCCGCCAUCGGAGGAGCACGUCGUAUCCCUGAGCUUGACGACAUGCUCGCCGAGGCAGACUGUGUUGUCUUGGCCACACCGGGAGGACAGCAGCUUCUCGAUGCUCCUCGCAUCUCGAAACUGAAGAAGGGCUCGCGGGUGGUGAAUAUUGCCCGGGGCGGGUUAAUCGACGAGGAAGCCCUUGCCGACGCGCUGGAGAGCGGUCACGUCUUCAGCGCGGGACUGGACGUCCAUGAGAACGAGCCAAACGUGAACAAGAGGCUAAUCAACAACCGUAAUGUCACGGUGACGGCACACACUGCUGGCGGUGCGUUUGAGACGAAGAGUGGGUUUGAGGCGCUGUCAAUGCAAAAUGUGCUGGCUGUGCUCUCUGGCCAGGAGCCCCUUACCCCCGUCAACAAACACCUUAUGAAGAAAUAG